AUGACGUUACAACAGUGGUGUAAUUUAUUUUGGCAUUACGGCGGUGUUAUAUUACACCACCGUGAUUUUCAGCAUCAUUCGAACCUAAUUCACCACCACCAUGUAUAUCUCGGCUAUGCCUUCCGAAUCUCAAUUCCCCAUGAAACUGCCACGAAAAAAUUGGAUACCAAGGUAGAGGAAGUAUCACCUAUUCCUUCCAGAAAUCAGGCUCAGAUUAAACUUAAGCGUAUUCCCAUAAGUGAACAGGUCAGCUCUUACAAUCGCCAAAACAGUCGAGAAACAGUAUCUUUUUUAAGCGACAGUAAAGAAAACCAUGAAUUUUAUCAAGUAGCCAGCGGGAAUCUUUGUCUUGUAUGGGGUAAGGAGCAUAAAGGGCCAAUAUGA
Molecule: messenger RNA, 384 nt
Organism: Funneliformis geosporum
Lineage: Eukaryota; Fungi; Glomeromycota; Glomeromycetes; Glomerales; Glomeraceae
Source: the annotation of a GenBank genome assembly